GCCAGCAGAAGGAGCUAAAGGAGCUGAAGGACUUGGGAAUUCACCAGGAGUCGCGGAUUGAACCCGCAGAUUGGUACAAGUACAAGGUCGCAAAAGAGGAGGCGCUCGCGGCUGCGGCAUCAAACGCGGCAUGGCUCAACGCAAAUAAACCGUCGACACCGUCAAGAAAUAUUAUGCCAAGCAUGUAGGUCAAUGACAAGAGCAGUACGUGAAUGAUUCUGAUUCACGACCCAAUCUCCUGCACGACUGUUGAUGCCUGGAAGUCCUUACUUAGUCACCUCCUUCGUUGCGCUUCGUGACUUCAUAUUAUUUGAGGCUGCAGGGUGUCAUCGUAUAGUCUAGGGGUUGGCAUGCUAGCCAAUGAUAGACUUCACGGAAUGGGGUGGCGAAGUUAUAAUAAUAUCAUAUGUUCCAGGGGUGGAGCCUCCCCCCGGUGGAUGGAGCGGUGGCGGCGUCCGCGCGCCCUUUUUUAUUUCUACUUGGGUAUAUAUAAAUUCAUAUUCCGGGGGGCUGCACGCCCACGCUCCCCCCCCCUGUGGAUGGCUCUGCGGUGGCGCCUGCUGCGCGCUCUUUUCCGCGCAGAUUUUCGCGGGUUGUAGUGUUGGAAGGCGUCAAAACUUGGCGCGGGUGUCCCCUUGCGCCUAUCUGCAUGCUCCUCACGGACCUCCUGGCCUCUGCUGACCCUCGCAGGCUCGAGGCCUCCGGGGGAGAAGGCCGCCGAAGGCGGCCACGGUCUCAAGAGCAAGCAGGCCGAUGACCCAGGGCCCGGAGGGUACAGGCCACACGGCUCAGGGGGUCCACUCUUGUGCCUUUUACCGCCUUCGGAGGCCUUCCACACCCGUCGCGCUGCUGCGGCGGCGAAGCACAUCGGCAGUCUGUCGGGCACAUGCAAAGCCCCUCCGGGUCUCUCGCGACCCUUCUGGAAGCCUUCCACCCCCGGCAGACGGCUCACAAAAGGGUCUGGGGCUGCACGGUGCCCCCCCUGCGCAGGGGGGGCACAGUCGCCCUGAGCCCUGGAGCAUAUAUUUAUAUAUACGACCAGGCUGUAGUGUACUAGUUUUAGUGCAAUUUUUAGCAUCAGCCGCUCGUACAGUGGGUGCAGCUGCUGGAGUAAAUAGAAACAGAGGAGUUGUGAAGACUUGUUGUUCAUCUUUCCAUCUAAGCUGAAGAGGGACCGGGAUACAACUUCUCCCUACGGUGAGUCAUCGAGGCCUCCCAUGUCAGGCUCAGCAAUGGACACCGAUCAAAUGUUUGCCGCCGCUCUUCGGGGAGAACGAAGAUUUUUCGAGGAUAGCUAGAAGUCGAACAUCAGAGAUCAACUUUACUUGCUACAUCUAUAACUACUAGGAAAUUCCACUUACCUAUUGACUAAUUUCAAAGUACUUAAUAGAAAUAAAGAUAAUUGAAACGCGCACUUCAGAGAGUGUAUGACGAUCAUUAGUACAGGAGAAUUUUCGUAUGUAUGAAUAUUCAGACUUUCCCACGUCAACGUCAAUCGAACGAAAUCAUCGAAGUUAUUGCAGCUAAUCUAGUCCGGCUCCUGACAUUACAAUCUGCGCGGUGGAGACACAGUUUCACUUGACUUCAGGAAAAAACGAUCGCGGGGUAUUUGCAAGUUUUUUCAUCAAAGACUGAGUAAUU
Messenger RNA from Amoebophrya sp. A25, 1641 nucleotides. The record is from the annotation of a GenBank genome assembly. Lineage: Eukaryota; Dinophyceae; Syndiniales; Amoebophryaceae.